Molecule: messenger RNA, 615 nt
Organism: Dermatophagoides pteronyssinus (European house dust mite)
Lineage: Eukaryota; Metazoa; Arthropoda; Arachnida; Sarcoptiformes; Pyroglyphidae
Source: RefSeq, a predicted model, not a curated record
AUAAAUUUGAUAAAAACAAGACAUAUUUUGUUUAUUUUAAUCUAAUAGUCGAUGUGUAUGCGCUUUAACGUUAUCAUUAACAAUCAAAAUGAAAUUACAACUUUUUCAUCUCAUCAGUGUUUCGGCAUUGGUUGGUUUUGCUUUCACCACACCGCUUUGUCCACAAUUAACACCAUUUCCGGUCGCUUCAGAGGUCCUGAAACUAUUUUUUGAGUUUCUUUCCCAAUAUCAAGCUCCUGUUGCAGCUUCAUUACCUGCAGCUCCAUCACCUGAGGAUCCCUCACCUGCAGCUCCAUUACCUGCCGCCCCAUUACCAGCAGCUCCAUUGAAUUUGGAAUCUUUACCGGCAGCUCUAUCAUCUGUAGCUUCAUUACCUGCAGCUCAAUUACCAACAGCUCCAUUGUCAUUUGAAUCUUUACAGGCAGCUGAAUUACCUAUGGAAUCUUUACCAGCAGCUCCAUUACCUACAGUUCCCUUACCAACAGUUCCAUUUCGAGGAUGGCCAAUAAAUUCGGGAUUAUUUGCCCCAGUAAAUGGAUUCAUUGGUAAAGAUUAUCUAUAUAAUUAUUCUGAAUAAAUAAUAAAUUGAAAAGAAUUUUCUUGAAAAUCCUAAAA